UUCCAUGCACAAUUUGCGCGGAUUUCCCGCGUGGCUUGGGGAGACAGGCAGCUAUGGAAGGGAAUGGGAAUCUCAGGAAAACCAAAGGUCUAUCAAGGUGUCCGAGUCAAGAUUACCGUGAAGGAGCUUCUGCAACAGAGGAGAGCCAAACAGGCUGUAGCAGAUGAAGCCGUUUCCGGAGAAGGCAGUGGUAGCAGUGUCCAGUUCACGGAGUCUUUCUCCCCUCCCUGGGCAGCCCCUUACGUAGACGCAGAGCUUGCCUCUUCUUCUCCCUCUGGCUCUUUACAAGCUUGGCAGUUCCAGGACGGCCCUGCCUGCGAGGAGAUCCCCAGCUAUUUGGAGCAGCUGGUUGAUUCCUGUCUUCAGACUGAGCAACCUUUGGAUGCUGCUUUGGGGGCUCUGCAGGGCAACAUGCCGUGUUCACCGGACACCUUCCAACCAAGCUCUUCCCACCUCAGCCAAAACCUGGGUGCUGGAUCACCAGAUUCUUCUGAUCCCUCCAGCUCAUUUGAUUACAGCUACUCUCUACCGCAGCUGUCUCCUUUCGCUCCUCUCACUUACAACUCCCCUUCCCAUCUGGAUGCCAAGAGUUGCAUGUUCCCGUCGUCAGAGGGAAGCUCUUACCAUCAGCAGCACCACGCACAGUACAGCCAUCCUCCUUCCACGUGCUGUUGCACGUCUUGUGGCUCCCAGCACUUGGACGCUUUCAGAGUACCAGAAUAUUUCCCCUACGCAAACAUGGACUGCAGGGACUAUGCCCCUUCCGUCUCUGUGGCGGACGACUUCUUCCGGAGGGAUCGGAGCUGGGACACUUGCUACAGUUAAUGGGGAGGCACAUCUUGCGGGGCCGCUGACAUAAGCACAGGAGAUCUGUAUAGACUGUGGCUGCCAUUUUGGCUCCAGAAUUGCUCAAAAUGCUAUGUAGGUGAAGUGAUAGCUUUGUGUUGGUCUCACCUGGGUUGCUUUUGGAGGAGGAUGCAAGCGUUUGGGCUUCACAGGAUUCUUCAUUGGGCAGAAUGGAAAGGGGGCAACAUUCUUAGAUUGGUUGUAUGCUGCGAUAAGCACACACAUACAACACCCUGCACCAGGAAUCCAAAUUCCGCAUUGAGGAAAGCUGAAUCCUACAAGCUGCUUAAUUUAAGCAAAUGUCUUUUAUUUUGCAUAAAUGGUUUUGUCUCUGCUCAUUGCAGGGAGGAACAAAGAGGCUAGGCAGGAGAUUGAAGUUCUGCUCCCUGCCCACGGGGUAUCUUAUUCAUUAUCAUGUCUGUUUUCUACAGUUUCCCCAAGUGGUGUCCACAUGCCUGCAAACGUAUUUCUGUAAUCAUAAGGACUAGAAACUUUAAAAAAAUAUAUUAAACCUGAGAUUUCUAGGAAGCUAAUUUUUCAUCUAACAGCAUAUCCUUCAAUAUUUCUGUACUUGAACAGGA
Rhineura floridana is the source of this 1427-nucleotide messenger RNA. RefSeq names its product POU class 2 homeobox associating factor 3 (gene POU2AF3). The transcript has 5 exons. Gene Ontology annotation, cellular component: cytoplasm. The record is from RefSeq and is a predicted model, not a curated record. The coding region runs from base 64 to 825 and encodes 253 amino acids. NCBI's taxonomy places the organism in Eukaryota, Metazoa, Chordata, Lepidosauria, Squamata, Rhineuridae. Gene Ontology annotation, molecular function: POU domain binding; DNA binding.